UUACAGGCAUGAGCCACCGCACCUGGCCCACAGGUUGAUUUUUAACAAGGAUUAAAUGAGACACCUGUGGGACCUGCUUCGGCUGGCGCUCGGGAUGUGCAGUGGUUAUUCCGCACCGUGGUGAUGGUGGCAGUGGUCAUUGUUCCUAUGGUGAGUCCUGAAAACAGCGUUGGUUUCCUGAAGACAGGAACAUGUCUUCUGUCUGUCUUCUCUGCCCUCCUGCCCACUCCUACUUCCCCCUCCGUGCCCUGCAGAGGCAGCCUACUGGGCAUGGGCCGAGAGCCCGUGAGAACCUGGUGCAGGUGGAAGGAAAGGGGACCCCACGGGGAAGGCAGAAGGGCCAGGGCUUUCCCCAGCAGUGGCCGAAUCUGAACGGAGAUGACUCUGUGUUGCUGUGGCCACUCCAGACCCCAGACCACAGCCUGAUAGCCAAGCUCCCGAGGGAGCAGAAGGCACCAGCCGCCUCAGAGAGGAGGCGCGGCCCAGUCAGGGCCCCACGUUGUCAUGGGUCCAGCUGUCCUCAGGAGGGAAACUGUCUCGCGAGCCUGGAGACUUCCGGUUGCUUCUCAGAGGAAAGGAAGCCCCCUCCCCUCUGCAGCCCUCAGUUUCUUCACCUGUCAAACGCCCUGCCUUUGAGGAACCCUCUCACAGGACAGCUGGACGCAGCCAGGCGGGAAGAACUCUUCACCAGCCCCGUCUCCAUCGCCCGGCUGCCAUCACUGCCGGCAUCGACACUGACCCUCCAGCUCCAGCACCAGGUCACCACCCUGCCCCUCAUCCAUCCUCUUCCUCCACGCGUGAUGAAUGAGCGUUUCUCAUUCAAUCAUUCUCAGAGGCAGCACAGCAUGGCCAGUAGGAAAGAGGAUGCGGGAGCCAGACUGCCUGGCUCCACCACCCACCAGCUGCUUUUAUUCCCUGCCUGCUGUAGUUCCCCGGGUCGUAACAUGGGGAUACAAAUAAUAUUUUCCUCAUCAGGUCACCAGGAGGCUUAAAUAAGCCCAUACUGUAAAGUGCUUACAGGGCCUGCCAUAUAGUAAGUACCCCAUAAUUACUGUCAUUCAUUCAUUCAUUCAUUCAUUCAUUCAUUCAUUCAUUCAUGCAUUCUAUCCUGCCUGUUUCUGAAAGAGUUGAGAUGACUCACGAUGGAAAUGCAAUGAUAAUAGGACUUUAAAGUCAGGUUAAAAGAACACAAGCCUAGGCUGCAGAGGAGAGGCUGCCCCAGAACCUGGGCCAAGCGAGCCUCCUCCCGGCGUCUCGUCCAACACAUAAAGGCUGCUGGUAUCGAUUCUCCUUUUCUGAUAAAAGGAAGCACAACAGCUUUCCAGCAGAAUACAAGAUGUUUUUCUGGUUCAAACUUUAUGAAUGACAUUAAACAAUGCAAUGGGUAGCCUCCCCCUCGCCUCACCCUGUCCACCUUUUUAAUCAACUCCUGAGAAAUGGGGUCUGCUCUUCAUCCCAUCCCACUCCCCAUUUCCAGACCCUGGGGAAACCUGCAGUCCCAGAGAGCCUGACAGCCCCCAGAGCAAAACCUUCAGCUGUCCCAGGAGAAGGACACUCGGGGAGCCAGCCGGAGCUGGCUGCUUUCAGCACCAGGGGACAACUCUAGGAAAAAGCCGAGCCACGGAGUCAAGGAGGGCCUUCCCUACCGCUGCAGACAGCAAGCCCCUUCCAGACGCUUCCCCGCAGCUACAGCAGCAAGCGCCCCUGUGACAGGCCGGGAAUGCUCACGGAGAAAACCCAGAGCUGUCUACACUUCCCCUCACCGGCUUCCCCUUCUCUCAGCAGCGGCAGGCGCAGGAAAGCUCCUGAUUCCCGGAGGACCCCUUACACCAGCACCGUGAGCCGAUCGACGGCAGAGUUUCUCCAGCUCCUAAGUCUUCAGUGACUCCCUACUGCCCAAGGAAAACAGAAGACACCUGAGGCCUUGCACAGUGGACCUCACUCUCAUCCCUCCCCCAAGAGAAUGCUCUGCCUCGAGCCGAAGGCCGUGGGCUCUGCAGACUCCAGGCCUCUUCUUCUCAGGGCGGCCUUCCCUUUCCCUACACUCAAGACACAGCCCAAGUCCCACCUCCUCCAUUGCAAGGGACACCACGGUCUGAAGUCCUGCUGGGGAAAGAGCCUAGUUUUUCAGCCAGGUAGGCCUGAGUUAGAGUCUCAGCUCAGUUCCAAUCCCAUUAGCUGGUUACAAGUCAUUAACUUUGUCAACCUUCAGUAAAUGGAAAUCAGGCCCACGCUGUAGGUGCCUGGGGGUGCUGAUGGUUGAGUGGAAUCUGUUCUUUUGACCUUCCCAUCAUCCUUGCCCCUUUCUUUUGGUGAUGUCCCCUGGAUUUUCUGUUGGGUAUGUGGUCCAGGGGUGGCUGACCUCACUCCUGGUUCCAGCAUAAGAUCAUGACUGAGGCCAGGUCAAUAAGAAUAUUCCCUCACCGCGGCCACAGAGUCAGAUUCCCAGGGAUGAACUUAUGACUCAAAACAGGCUGGUGGGAACACACUUGGGGUGUUAGCUGGAGUUAUUGAAGCUUUCUUUCCCACUGGAGUCACUAGGUAGAUAGAAGGAAAGCUGAAGCCUUUAGCCACUGCUGUGGGUUGAAAUGUGUACCCCAAAAAGAUAUGCUCAAGUUCUAAUCCCCUGCACCUUUGGAGGUGGCCUUAUUUGGAAAAAGGGUCUUUGCAGAUGUCGGCAAGUGAAGAUGAAGCCAUCUUGGAUUAGGGUGGCUUGUGGCUUCUGUCCAAUACCUUGUGUCCUUCUAAGAAGACAGAAAUUGAGACACAGACACACACAGGGAAAAGGCCGAGUGAUGACAGCAGCAGAGACGGGAGGGCGGCAGCUACAAGCCGAGGGAUGCCAAGCAUGGCUGGCACCGCCCAGGAGCCUGGAGAGAGGCAGGGUACAGCCUCCUCUUUAGAGCCUCAAAACACCCUACCCACACCCUGACUUCAGACUUCCAGCCUCCACAACUGGGAGAGAAUCACUUUCUGUUGUGUUAAGCUACACGAGUUCGGGGUGAUUUGUUACAGCAGCUGCAGGAAACGAACACAGACACCAAAUGGAGAGACUGUGUCUGAGACUAAGGCCAGCACCAUGGAAUCAGAGCCACCAGGAGGGGCACGUGGACUCUCGGCCCUGUGGCCACACUUGGCUCCCCCAGCGGCUGAAGCACGAAGUCUACCGGACUUACUAGACUUUUCCAUUACCUGGACCAAUAUAUUCUCUGUUUUACUUAAGCUGUUUCGAUUGGGUUUCUGGCUAUUUCAACUGAGAGAGGCCUGACUCUCAGUCAUACAGAGACAAUGGAUGUAAAAUGCAUUGAAGGCCAGGCACAGUGGCUCGCACCUGUAAUCCCAACACUUUGGAAAGCCAGGGCGGG
This is a messenger RNA of Cercocebus atys (sooty mangabey), 3365 nucleotides long. RefSeq lists its product as uncharacterized. The record is from RefSeq and is a predicted model, not a curated record. The transcript is spliced from 4 exons. NCBI's taxonomy places the organism in Eukaryota, Metazoa, Chordata, Mammalia, Primates, Cercopithecidae. Bases 192 to 992 code for a protein of 266 amino acids.